UCCCCCAACACACCAGUAUUUAAUUAAGGACCUGAAGAGCAGGCUUCACCAGGCUCCCUGGGGAGGAGCAGGAAAGAAGGAUAGUUUCUACCCCAAAGCCCUCGUCUCUGGUCUUCCCCUACCCCACCCACAAGAUGUAAGCCAAAUGUGAAACCUGAGGUCAUUGUCUGCCUCUACUUCUCUUUGAAUAAGUUGACUCAGUUCUCAUAUUUAGAUAUGUCAUCACAUGUCAUAAUUCCAAAGAAACAAAACUUACAUGCAAUCUCAGAUUUUUCUAUCUCAUGACUUCCUGACCAGCAACCUUUUAUAAAGGACAGUCGGAGCCCAAAUUUCAAAGAGUCAGAGAACCCAGGAGUCUUCGGCCCCAUCUUGCUUCUGCAGCUGGUGAGCCACCAGAAGGAUGAGGGGCAGCCUGGCUAUGCUGGCUUUUCUCCUCCUCAUUGUCGCCGCCCUCCACUCUGAGGCUGAUGAAGAACCAGUUCAAUUAAAGCCCAUUGCGUGCUGUUUCAAAUACACCUUGCGGAAAAUCCCUAUCCGGUUUGUGGCAGAUUAUUCUAGAACCCAUAAACAGUGCUCCAGCCCAGGGAUCAUUUUCCAUACCCGAAGGGGGCGACAGAUCUGCGCCAACCCCAGCGAUGCCUGGGUGCAGGAGUACAUCAGCAACCUAGACAACAGCAACGGGGCCAACAUGGCCUAGAGAGCUUGAGAGGAUGCACAGAGCCCCCUUCUUCCCUCCCGACUCUCCCAGCCAGAUGGUCCCUGGGAGUUGUCCUGGCCCAAACUGAAGCUCUUUCUUGCUGUUCUCUCUGAUGAAUCCCCCUGUUUCCUGAAGCUUCUCUUUGACACCACCCUCUGGGACCUGAUGACACCGUGGCCCCCAGAGAGCAUCUGUCUUCCCUUUGCAGGCAGCCAGCUGUUGAAAUAAAA
Molecule: messenger RNA, 927 nt
Organism: Prionailurus viverrinus (fishing cat)
Lineage: Eukaryota; Metazoa; Chordata; Mammalia; Carnivora; Felidae
Product: C-C motif chemokine 4-like
Exons: 3
Coding region: 401-697 (98 amino acids)
Biological process (GO): cellular response to type II interferon; immune response; cellular response to tumor necrosis factor
Cellular component (GO): extracellular region
Molecular function (GO): CCR chemokine receptor binding; chemokine activity
Source: RefSeq, a predicted model, not a curated record